Messenger RNA from Danio aesculapii, 2782 nucleotides. RefSeq names its product otopetrin 1 (gene otop1). Gene Ontology annotation, cellular component: membrane. Gene Ontology annotation, molecular function: proton channel activity. NCBI's taxonomy places the organism in Eukaryota, Metazoa, Chordata, Actinopteri, Cypriniformes, Danionidae. Gene Ontology annotation, biological process: proton transmembrane transport; inner ear morphogenesis. The record is from RefSeq and is a predicted model, not a curated record.
CCUGCUUGGUUUCUAGAGCCUCUGUUUGAUCAGGCUGAUGACAUUAACACUGAAUGAUGAUGAUGAUGAUGAUGAUGAUGAUUAGAGCUGAUCACAUCUGCUUUCUGUCAUCUUCAUCAGCGCUAAUCGAUGACCGGAAGCGGCUCGUCCACCUUUGCUCUGCGGGUUGUGCGCAUGUUAAUCCUCCUCAGUCGUGAUCAUAGAAGCUCUUUUGUUGCGGAUCUGCGGCCCGGAUCGGUUUCAUCUAAUUGCGGGUCUCUCUGUAAUCGAGCACACCGUCAAAUUCGGUGGUUUGCUCUCGCGCAGUUCUCUUUAAGUGCCCGGACAAGGAGAAGGAGAGAUCGUGUCCGAUUUCAGGCGCGUUCGCAAUCCGUCCUGAUUCCCGCACGCAGGCUCGCCGGUGACCGCAGCGCCGCGCAUUAUUCCAGCGCACAAAGAGCUGGGCGGUCACAAUGUGCCUUUGACCGGUGAAACCCGAGAGCCUAAAAGCUUCUCCUGAGGCCGGAGCAAAAGCGCAGUGGAGCUGCACCUCUCCUGCAGUAAUGCGCGGCCGGCCAGAGCGCGCGGAGACGCGGUGAGGAGCGCACGGGCUCGGGACUCUCCGCCGCAGGAAUUCACGGAAACUAACGGGUCCUGGAGGUGUAACGCGGCGACGGACGCGCGCGGAGCAUGAGCUCAGUCUACCGGCAGCUUACCGACAGCGAUCGAGCAUGGUGGAGCACGGCGGCACCGACAGCAUGUGGCUGAACAAGUACAACCCCAGGGCGGCCUCCAGCGCCUCCUCGUCGUCCUCUUCGGACGCGGAAAACAAACUUUUCUCCAGGCUGAAGGUGAGUCUGACCAAGAAGUACCCGCAGAAGAACGCGGAGCUGCUGAGCGCGCAGUACGGCACCAACCUGCUGCUGCUCGGGGUGUCGGUGAUGCUGGCGCUGGCGGCGCAGAGCGGCCCGGUGAAGGAGGAGCACCUGCUGAGCUUCAUCACGGUGCUGAUGCUGGUGCAGCUCGUCUGGAUGCUCUGCUACAUGAUCCGGAGGGAGCGCGAGCGCAGCCCGGUGCCGGAGAGAGACGCGCACGCGGGCGCCAGCUGGAUCCGAGGUGGUCUGACCAUGCUGGCUCUGCUGUCCCUCAUCAUGGACGCUUUCCGCAUCGGGUAUUUCGUGGGCUAUCACUCCUGCAUCUCCGCCGCUCUCGGGGUUUACCCCAUCGUGCACGCGCUGCACACCAUCUCUCAGGUGCAUUUCCUCUGGUUCCACAUUAAAGAUGUCAUCAAGAAAUAUGAGACCUUUGAAAGGUUUGGAGUGAUUCACGCAGUCUUCACUAAUCUGCUGUUGUGGUGUAACGGUGUGAUGUCAGAGACUGAACACUUCAUGCACAACCACAGGAGACGGCUGAUCGAGAUGGGAUACGCAAACCUGUCCACCGUGGAUGUGCAGCCUCACUGUAACUGCACCACCAGCGUGUGCUCCAUGUUCUCCACCAGCCUCUACUACCUGUACCCCUUCAACAUCGAGUACCACAUCUUCGUGUCAGCGAUGCUCUUUGUAAUGUGGAAGAACAUCGGCCGCACGCUGGACCGGGACAGCAACCGUAAGCGGCACAGCACCGGGAGCACGGGGCUCCUGCUGGGCCCGCUGGGGGGGCUGGUGGCACUGGCCAGCUCAGUCAGCGUGCUGGUGGUCUACCUGAUCCACCUGGAGAAGACGGAGGAGAUGCACGAGGCCGCCGUCUCCAUGUUCUACUACUACGGCGUGGCCAUGAUGGCGUGCAUGUCUGUAGGCAGCGGGAUGGGGCUGCUGGUGUACCGCAUGGAGAACCGACCCAUGGACACCGGUUCCAACCCGGCGCGCACGCUGGACACGGAGCUGCUGCUGGCCUCGUCUCUGGGCUCGUGGCUGGUGUCCUGGUGCAGUGUGGUGGCGUCGGUGGCCGAGGCCGGGCAGAAGUCUCCGAGCUUCAGCUGGACCAGCCUGACCUACUCGCUGCUGCUGGUGCUGGAGAAGUGCAUCCAGAACCUGUUCAUCGUGGAGUCGCUGUACCGCCGCCACAGGGAGGAGGAGGAGGACGCCACUGCACCGCAGGUCUUCUCCAUCACUGUGCCUCCGUACGACGGCAUCCUCAACCACGGCUAUGAGGCGCACGAUAAACACCGCGAGGCCGAACCCGCCGCCGGCAGCCAUGCCCUCAGCAAGAAACAGCCCGACGCUCCACUUCCUGCAGGACAGCGGCUGGACGUGACUCCCGGACGCAAGCGGCAGAUCCUCAAGAACAUCUGCAUGUUCCUCUUCAUGUGCAACAUCUCGCUGUGGAUCCUCCCGGCGUUCGGCUGCCGACCGCAGUAUGAUAACCCUCUGGAGAAUGAGACCUUCGGCACCAGCGUCUGGACCACCGUGCUGAACUUGGCCAUCCCGCUCAACCUGUUCUACCGCAUGCACUCGGUGGCGUCCCUCUUCGAGGUCUUCCGGAAGGUCUGAAGAUCCUCCGAACUGAGGACGCUCUCAGGCCUGAAGACUCUGUUUACACUCGCGCUCGCACGGAUGAUGUUCUCCAGAACCUGUUCUCCACUCGCACCCUUGAAGCCCGCCGGACGCUCUUGUUUCUCUUUCAGCAGAAUAAGUAGAACUGAAGUAGAACUGAAAUCAGAGGAGUUUCGCUCCUGCUUUACAGAUUCACUGAAGAUGCCAAAAUGACUGGAGAAAUUCUCACUCUUUUCUGAAGUCAAAUUUGAAAUAAAGUCAGAGAAAUUAAUGUAUUUUCCUUUUGAAUAAAUCAUUUUUGUACUGGU